AUGCAGGAAGGUGACCUCACGAAAGAGGUCUUACUCAGCGACCAGGAUGUCCGCAAUGCCAUUGACAGCCAGUCGUUAGAGAAACCCGAAGCUGGCAAGCAAGGUUUGGAUGCGAAGUAUUUGUCCUGGAUGGAGUCAGAGUACAAAGUUAUCAUGCUCUUUAGGGACGUGGUUACAAACCGCAAGUUCGAGUACGGCGAGCUAGUACAGGUCAAAUUGGAGAAGGAUGCAUUUGAUGCUGAGUAUCUUCGCAUGGUUGCUGGAAAGAGGCAGGUCAAGGUCAGGUAUUACGAGGACCCAGAGACCAAAACGAACCCCAAGGAGUGCAAUGCACCUGUGGAGAAUGUCACGCCAAAAGACGAUGCGAAGAGAGUCAUGCACCUCAUUAUCCUCGGCGGUGACCCACUGAAGAGAAACGAAGCGACAGUUGACGCAGAGGCGAAAAUCGACUUGGCCGUGCAGAGAUUUCAGCCGAAUCGAUGGUGGGACCAACCGAAGUGGGAGGACAAGUCCGAGGGCAAAUCCGACGGCAAGAAGGGCAAGAAGGGAGGUCGGAAGGGCAGACACCAGGAGCAGGUGUGCAUUGCCUUCGAGCGGACGGGCUCUUGCAGAUUCGGCGCUUCAUGUCCGCAUGCGCAUGGUAGCACUGGAAAGGGCGGCAAGGGCGACUGGCAACGCGGCAGGGGCAACGCUGGCAAGGGUGGCAAGGGCGACGCCCGCUCGGGCCAGGGCAACGGCAACGUGUCUGGCCUGGCGGCCCAGAGUGGUGCUGGCGCUGUUGACCAGGGCUGGCACAGCCAGAGGGCCGCUGCCGACCAGGGAGGCGGCCGCGCGGCAUGGCACAAGGACGGCGGCCAGUCCUCCGGGGCCGAGGGAGGCGGUGGCGGAAAGUGGGGUGGCGACCAGUGGAAGCAUGGCAGCCAGUCGUGGAGCGGCAAGUGGGACUGGUCCCAAGACUCAAACGCGUGGAGGAGUGGCGCUGAGUCGCAGGAGGCGAUCCUGCAACAGCGCGGUGAACAGCAGCAGGAGCAGCAGCAGCAGCAGCAGCAGCAGCAGCAACAGCAGCAGCAGCAGCAGCAGCAGCAGCUGCCCGGCCAAGACGCGCAGCAGUGGCCCGGCCUGUCGGGCGGCAUCACGCCAGUGUCGUUUCUGCAGCCCGAGGUUCAGCAGGCGGCAUACGGCUACGAGGAGGCCACGCCCGGCGGCAUGACGCCAGCGCUGCCUCUGGAGCAGCUGCAGCAUCCGCUGCUGGCUACGGCCACGGUGGGACUCGGCACAGGGUAUUCGCCCGUGCCUGGUGGUAUCACGCCGGCGCUGCCGGUCGAGCAGGCUAGUGCUCCACAGGGGUACCCGCAAAACAUUCUGGGGUGGAGGAAGCGGCAGGCCGAGUUCUUCCCGAACGAGCCGCCCCUGAAAGACGGCUGGAUCCGGCAGCUGUCGUCCUCCACUGGCCAGGUGUUCUUCGUCCGCGUCGACGAUAUGUAUUCAACACGGAACCCAGAAGAGGCGUUAGCUUGA
Messenger RNA from Prorocentrum cordatum, 1518 nucleotides. The record is from the annotation of a GenBank genome assembly. Lineage: Eukaryota; Dinophyceae; Prorocentrales; Prorocentraceae.